Messenger RNA from Schistosoma turkestanicum, 1521 nucleotides. Lineage: Eukaryota; Metazoa; Platyhelminthes; Trematoda; Strigeidida; Schistosomatidae. The record is from the annotation of a GenBank genome assembly.
UGAAUAUUGUAUUCCGUAUUUAGAGUUGAGUUUUCCGGAUGGUCCGCUACACUCAUUUGAAGGCUGACGAGUAGGAGGUUCUGCGAAAAGUUACUGUGACUAAGUUCGUAUAUUUGUUAAUAAGAUCAACUUUGUUAACACACUCCAUACUGUGAUAAUGAAUCUUCCAUUAGCCCUCCGUAUUUCUUCAGACUUAUUAACUGUUGCUUUACUUCAUGCUGUUUAUUUUCUGAUAAAGCGCUUUGGAAGCCAUAAAUGGACUUUCUUUUGUGAUGACUGGAGUAUCAAAUAUCCAUAUAAAGGCAACACUAUAACUGAUGUAGCAGUAACCUUAGUUGGUUAUCUCACACCGCUUGUUACCAUUUUUGUUGUAGAGAUAAUCAUCGCCGUACUUAAGAAAUGUACCGAAAAUAGGAAUUAUUCAAUUAAGCGCUCUUUACCGUUUAUCUAUGAUUUCUGUGUUGCCGCUCUUAUAUCUCUUGGAUCAACUUUUUUUAUAACUACGCUUACAAAAUACAAUCUUGGUCGAUUAAGACCACAUUUUUGGGACAUCUGCAAACCAAAUGUCCCAGCAAAUUGUACUGGGUUGCAGACGGUAUAUACGUGUGAAGGUACCAAUCCAAAGUUGAUUGCUGAUGUAUUUUUGUCAUUCAUGUCGGGUCAUGCAUCAACAGCUGCUGCUGGUUUAUUUUUCACUGUGAUAUAUUUGCAGGCUCGGCUACAGUUAUCUGUGAUACCUUUUCUACGACCAUUCCUGCAAUACGUUCUACUCGCCGUUUUGUUUUACGUAUGUGCUACACGUGUGACUGAUCAUUAUCACCAUCCAACAGAUGUACUGGCUGGGGCUGUACUCGGUUUUUUGACUUCUGUAUUCGCCUUUUUCUGGUAUUUGGGUAAUGUGUUCAGUCAAAAUGAAAAUGUCAAAACAUCUAUUCAAUAAGAUGAUAGUAGUACAUUUCAAGACAGUGCCCUCUCCCUGGCCAUUGGCCACAAAAUGAAAACCAUUAAAACAAAAUUUAAUUUUUUUUGUGCUGACAAUUUUAAUAAUGUUAAUUUCAUGAUACAUAUCUUUCUAUGAGUAAUGAAAUGUCUAUCUACUUGCUUCAUAAAUUCCUUUAUUUUAUUUCAUAACGAGAUAAAUUUAUUAGUUUGGUUAUUUUCAUUUUUUCAAUUGUACGUUUAUUAAAGAAUCUUGAUAUGCGUGAUUUUCACAGACUCAUUAUUUCUAGCGAAAUUCAAGUUGUUUUGAAAAUUAACUUUUAUUGCAAUCAUUUGAUUUAUCUGAUUGAUCUAUGAGGUGGAAUUGCGUUUUGUUCUUACUGAAGAGACUUGUUGGUUGAGACGAAAGUUUUAUAAUCUCGGCCCUCAAAACUGACAGAUACCAGUCCAGUCUUUUAUUUGAGAAACUCUGUCUUGUAGCUCACUCAAAUUAGGUAAUGGGAAGUUUUGCACAUCACUUACUUAUUUUUCCUAGUUUCUUUUCAUCAGUUUGAGACUUAUUCGGCAGUUCAGGUAUCACCG